Molecule: messenger RNA, 300 nt
Organism: Cinara cedri
Lineage: Eukaryota; Metazoa; Arthropoda; Insecta; Hemiptera; Aphididae
Source: the annotation of a GenBank genome assembly
AUGCCAGCUUUUGUUAUUAUGUCGUAUUAUGGCAACAAAAACCUUGUAAUAACCAACUGUCUUUUCGGUUUAAUUAUUCAAGUAAAGCAAUUUUUCUGCUUGGAUUUCGUACGGUCUCAUUGCCGCCGUUGGAGUAGUGGUGUUCUACUCUCGCGAAUACUAAUAUUCGGUUGUUUGUUACUGUUGCGGGUCUCAUCCGUCAAUCCGAAGCCAAAACAUUCUGCCCACUUGGAUCCACACUGGAAUGAUUUUAAGGUCAGUAAUCCGCAAGAAAAACCAUAUCUGAAGAUACGUACUUAA